GGAGAUUUUUUCUCUGACACAGGGGCUCUGCACCAGGCUCUGCACAACAACAGCAUCACCAAUGAAACUGCUGCCAUUCCUAGUUCUGAUCUCCAGUCUGCUGGACUAUGGCUGCACUUCUCCAAGCUGCAACAUGACAUGUCACAAAGAUGCCAGGUGUGAAGUUCAGGGUGGGACAACAGGCUGCUAUUGCUCCCAAGGAUACACAGGAAAUGGCAUAACAAUCUGUAAAGAUGAUAAUGAGUGUGAAAAUGCUACUCAGCCUUGUGGAGAGCAUGCCAAUUGCACAAACACAGAGGGAAGUUAUUACUGCACAUGUAUGUCUGGCUUCAAACCCAGCAAUGGACAACAAAUUUUUGUUCCUAAUGAUGGAACCUCCUGCAUGGAUGUAGAUGAGUGCAGCAAUGAAGGAACUGUUGCCUGUGGAGAUCAUGCAAAAUGUGAAAACGUGGAUGGAGGGUUUAUCUGCUCCUGUAAGGAAGGUUAUCAACCAUCCACAGGAAAAUUGCAGUUUAAGCCAAAUGAUGGCACUUCCUGCCAAGAAAAUCCAAAGGCCAAGUGUGAGUUAUUCAAAGACUGUAUAGCUGAACAUAUUAAUAGAACUUUAGCCAGAAUUAGUCAUUUGAAAACACCUCUGGAGAAGCUGCAAGAAAUUAAUAAAAAUACUUUGGGACCGCUUUCACCUGUAGAAGUGGUUUCAUAUGUUGAAGCACUGUCUUUUUCAUCGUGGAACACCAUGAGUGACCCUGUCUCUGACAAUGAAGCCCUUCACAACACCACCAUUAACGUUUUGGUCAACACUGUGAACAAUCUUUUACAAAAAGACAAAAUUACUGUCUGGGAAGCUCUGCCUGUGGAUAGCCAAAGGCGGAGCCUGACUAAGCUGCUGCACACUGCAGAGCAGGCAGCACUUCUGGUGUCACAGGGCUUCAAAAAGACAGCCCAGCUGGAUGCUAAUGCAAGUGACAUAGCACUCAAGGUUUUUGCUUUUGAUUCACACCACAUGAAACACAUCCACCCUCAUGUAUACACAGGGGGAGAUUACAUAAAGAUCUCUCCGAAGAAGAGAAAGGAACCUCAUCCAAAUGGCACCGUCGCCGUUGUCUUCCUGCGGUACGGCAACAUCGGCUCUCUGCUUUCAUCGCCUCUCAACCGCUCCUCCAAAGACCCCUCCGAGCAGAGACACACCGUGAGCUCAGCACUUAUAGCUGUGGCAAUCAGCUCAAACCCACCCACACUCUACGAGCUCGAGAAAAUAACAUUUACCUUAAAGUAUGCCAAGACUGCAGAUAAAGACAUUAAAUGUGCAUUUUGGAACUACUCAGACACAAUGAAUGGCAACUGGGCUACAGAAGGCUGUGAGCUGACACAUUCCAACUCCACUCAUAUCUCAUGCAAAUGCAAUCAUCUGACUCAUUUUGCUGUUUUGAUGUCCUCAGGUGGCUCCGUUGGUGUUACAAAUUAUAGCAUUCUUACAAGAAUCACUCAGCUAGGAAUAAUUAUUUCGUUGAUUUGCCUCUCCAUGUGCAUUUUCACAUUCUGGUUCUUCAGUGAAAUUCAAAGCACUAGAACAACAAUUCACAAAAACCUCUGCUGCAGCCUUUUCCUGGCGGAACUUAUUUUUCUGAUUGGAAUUAAUAUGAACAAUAAUAAGCUCUUCUGUUCAAUUACUGCUGGACUACUCCAUUAUUUCCUUCUAGCUGCUUUUGCAUGGAUGUGCAUUGAAGGUAUUCACCUCUACCUUAUAGUUGUGGGAGUCAUCUACAACAAGGGUUUCUUGCACAAGAAUUUCUAUGUCUUUGGCUAUGUCAGUCCAGCCGUGGUUGUUGGAAUCUCUGCUGCUCUGGGAUACAAGUACUAUGGCACCACAGAAGUAUGUUGGCUCAGCACUAAGAAUAACUUUAUAUGGAGUUUUAUAGGACCAGCAUGUCUAAUAAUUCUUGUUAAUUUGUUGGCUUUUGGAGUGAUUAUUUAUAAAGUAUUUCGACACACUGCAAUGUUAAAGCCAGAAGUCAGUUGUUAUGAAAAUAUAAGGUCCUGUGCUCGAGGUGCCCUUGCUCUCCUCUUCCUCCUCGGGGCUACCUGGAUUUUCGGGGUCCUCCAUGUGGUCCAGGGGUCUGUGGUUACUGCCUAUCUUUUUACAAUCUUCAAUGCAUUCCAGGGGAUGUUCAUCUUCAUCUUUCUCUGUGUAUUGUCUAGGAAGAUUCAGGAGGAGUAUUAUAGAUUGUUCAAAAAUGUUCCUUGCUGUUUUGGCUGCUUGAGAUAAAGGGAAGGAAAACACCCAAAACCAUCUCAGCAGAAGAAAGAAGCAACCUACAUGGUGUUGUUAUGGAUAUUACUGCAAAAUAUGGUAUUGUGAAAGAAUGAAAUGACCCAGUGAGCAGGCAUAUCUCUUAAGUGAAUUAAUGGUUUUGUACAUACAUGUGCAUUCAUGCAGAACAUCUUUAUUAUUCUGUAUACUAACAGUAUACAAAACAAUCUGGAUCAUUGCAAAACAAAUAUUAAUAAAGACAAGAUAAAGAAGCAAAUUUCUAAAGAACUUCAAGACUUCAUGACUGAGGUUUUGUUUCUAAUAUUAAGGAUAUCUGCAGUUCUUGAAAGCAAGAUACCAAAAGCCAACUGGCACAGCAGAUUUUAUGAAGUACUUUGCUAGUGGAAACAUGUUCACCAUCCUUUUGUAGUAAUGAACUUCAUACACUAAGUUGUAUGUGACCAUCUGCAGGGAAUGGGUUCCAUUAAAAAGUCCAUAGAUAAAGAUCUGCUUCAGCCUAGACUUUUGAAAACAUUUCUUUUAAUUUAAAGUAGAUUAAAAAAGGAAUUUGUUUAAUAUUAUUCUCUUAUCACUCUGAAAUAUAUAUUUGUAUAUUAAUCAAUCCUUUAUUUUUAUAACUUCUAAAGAACUGUUUAUAUCUAAAGAGCUGAGGUCAGAUCUGAUACAAGAAUGGUGGGACCGUCAUUUUAUAACUGAAAGAUUAUUUUGUGAAUACUUUGAAAAAGAUCUGGUUCUUGUUUUAUUUAAUUGCCAAAAAGACUGAGAUCUGCUUAACUGGCACUAUGAUUUUGGAGGCUGUGGGAAGAAGAUGCUUUCACAGGUUUUUCACUUCAUAGACAUACUUGGAAUCCAGACUUUGUAGGAUCAAAUUAAUGUGGUAGAAGUCACCCAUGCAGAAAAACACAGAUUUAAAUUCAAGGUAAUGCAGCUCUGCACCGUGUAAAAUUCCAGCUACAGCAGUUUUGUCAUAGCAUCUUUGAGUCAAGCAGUUGUCUUCCUCUGAGGCUCCUGGGUUUGAAACAAUCCUGCACAUAACCUUAGGAGUAUCUCUAGAAGUACUAAAAUCCAAGGGACUACCGAGGUGUGAGUUUGGCAGAUCAGAGCAUAAACACAAUGUAUUAACCAUUCCAGCUAUGGCAUCUGACUUAUUUGAAAGGUAUACUUUAAUUUCACCCUUUGGGCACCCAAAUUAAGUGAAGUGCUGAGCAAUUUCCUGUCCACAUUGCCUUCUCAGGAAGUGUCCAGGAUCUCAGAUGAGGCCCAGUAUUUUUGCCAGUGAGGCACUGUAAAUACCUAGUUGUUAAUAAAUCCCACUGUUGUGUUGUCUGUUAAAAUAAAGCACUAGUCUGAAUUUUAUUUAUAUUAAAGGAAAUCUUUUUCUAGUAAUGGUCAGUUUUGGUUUUUAUCUUUUUUUUUCCUUAUACACAAGGUUUUCAUUGUAUGCACUGCAAUGAUAAGCUUCAUUAAGUAUGUUCCAUGCCUGCGUCAAGUUUUUUGAAAAGAGAGUAGUCUAUUUUUCAAAAAAACACUAAAGAAAUCUCCUGGUCCUUUGAAUGUAAAAUAUGUGAAUAAACUGGAGUGCUUUGCUUUUACGUUUUGACAUUUCCAUUCAUUUAAAUAAACACAGUGGUAAAAGUUCUCAUUGUAACAUAUCAUUUGCCCUCAAUUAUUUUCUGUAUUUCCUUUGCUGUUGUAUAUGUUCUUCUAAAGUUGGGAAAUGCAGAUACAUACUACUUAAAAGAAUAUUUUUAGAAGGAUAUCUACCAGCCCAUCAUUUUUAAUCUCCUGCAGAACUGUAACCUACAGUAAGCUGAUCUGGACAAAGCAUCUCUAGUAACUAUAUAAUGACUUCAGCAUGCUCAGGGAGAUUGAAAAAAGUUCCUUGGAAAGAAAAUAUAUCAUAAAUGUUUAGCUUACAAUAGUCUUUGUAAUGAAAGAACAUCUUUUAUAGGAAAACUGCUCUCCUGUCUCUGGGUCAGAUCUUCAUUGAAACUCUGUUUUCCUUGCAUACAAGGAUGAGUUUUCAUCUUUUAAUACAGCACAUAAAGAGCAGAAAUAUUUUUUAGAUUCCCUGCCUCAGACCCUGAAGGAUAUUGCAAUUGUCCUUCCUAGAGCUUGCAGAUGUACUGACAAGUAAUUAAAGGGUUUAUUUGUCACAGCCCUUAGCUGCAUGACCCCCAGCCCAGCAGAGAGAGGACUGACAUUGGACAUAAACUGAAAAAAUGAGAGGUUUCAACAACAUAUGAGGAAAAACCUUUUCACCAUGAGGGCAGUCAAGAGUUGGAAAGGAUUGCCCAGAGAGUUUGUAUGCUUGUGUUAAAAUCUUUGGAGGAUUUUAAGACUGCAUAAAGUUCACAGCAACCUGAUCUCAACCUGACCCUGCUCUCAGCAGGAAGGUGGAUGAGAUGACCCUCUGAGAUUGUUCUGGAUUGUUCUAUUAGUCUGUGGUAUCAAAAAAUAAUAAUCAGGCAUUAGUUACAAUUUUGUUAUGCAAACUGUUUUUCCAAAAGUAAAUUCAUGUAAUCUAUUUAUCAGAGCAACUAGAUGACUGGUUUGAAAACUAAGAACUUUGUUCAACACUUUUUAAGAUUACACACUUCUUGGAUGCAUGUGACAUGUCCAGUGGGGCCAACAGGAAAAAUAAAAAGUAAAAAACAAUCAGUGAUUGACCAGAGAGAUAAAAAGUAAAAUGUUACAGUUUCACUCUGAAAAUAAAUGCUUGAUAAAGAAAUUUUUUCCAUCAAACCAAACCGAAAUUUGUGU
Molecule: messenger RNA, 5035 nt
Organism: Ficedula albicollis (Collared flycatcher)
Lineage: Eukaryota; Metazoa; Chordata; Aves; Passeriformes; Muscicapidae
Gene: ADGRL4
Product: adhesion G protein-coupled receptor L4
Exons: 16
Coding region: 62-2266 (734 amino acids)
Biological process (GO): adenylate cyclase-activating G protein-coupled receptor signaling pathway; cell surface receptor signaling pathway
Cellular component (GO): membrane
Molecular function (GO): G protein-coupled receptor activity; calcium ion binding
Source: RefSeq, a predicted model, not a curated record